UCUUCCGCUCCCCUCGCCCCGGCAUGGAGCUUUUCCAAGCCAAGGACCACUACAUCCUGCAGCAAGGAGAGUGGGCGCUCUGGUGUAGCCGCGCCGACGGCAGCCUCCAGCUCCGGCCGGCUACUGACCUCCUUCUGGCUUGGAAUCCAAUUUGUCUGGGCUUGAUCGAGGGACUUAUUGGAAAAGUUCAGCUACAUACAGAUUUGCCUUGGUGGCUGCUUCUGAUUCGCCAAAAGGUAGUAGUCGGCAAGCUUCCAGGAGAUCAUGAAGUAUGUAAAGUAACAAAGAUUGCAGCAGUACCACUCUCUGAAGCAGAGCCUCAGGAUCUGGAGCUAGAGCUGUGUAAAAAACAUCAUUUUGGAAUAUACAAACCAGAGAAGAUCACACAGUCUCCAGAUGACUCUAAAUUUCUGCUCAAGACCUUCACUCAGAUUAAAUCAAAUGUUUCUGCUUCUAAUAAAAAGAAGGUUAAAGAAAGUAAAGAGAAAGAGAGACUGGAGAGGCGGUUGCUAGAAGAACUAUUCAAAAUGUUCAUGGACUCGGAUUCUUUUUAUUACAGUUUGACUUAUGACCUAACAAACUCUGUUCAAAGGCAAAGUGCAUGUGAGAAGGCCAACUUGCCACUUUGGAAGAAGGUUGAUGACAGAUUCUUUUGGAACAAACACAUGAUUGAAGACCUGAUAAACAUUGGUAAAUCUGAAGUUAAUUCUUGGAUUAUCCCAGUCAUCCAAGGAUUUGUUCAGAUUGAAGAACUUGUAGUUAAUUAUAAUGAAGCAUCUGAUGAGGAGAAAAGCAGUCCUGAGACUCCACCUCUAGAGUCUGUUUGUGUGGAUGAUAUACACCCAUGUUUUCUUGUGGCACUUAUCUCACGCCGAAGCCGCCACAGAGCUGGGAUGCGUUACAAACGAAGAGGGGUUGAUAAAAAUGGGAAUGUGGCAAAUUACGUGGAGACUGAACAAUUGAUUCAUGUCCAUAACCACACCCUCUCUUUCGUUCAGACAAGAGGCUCUGUGCCUGUGUUCUGGAGUCAGGUUGGUUAUAGGUACAAUCCCCGGCCACGACUGGACAAAUGUGAAAAGGAAACUAUCCCUUAUUUCUGUGCUCAUUUUGAAGAACAAUUAAAAAUUUAUACAAAACAGAUUAUCGUUAACUUGGUGGACCAGGCUGGACGAGAGAAAAUUAUUGGUGAUGCUUACCUUAAACAGGUUUUACUGUACAACAACUCAAGCCUUACAUACGUAUCAUUUGACUUCCAUGAACACUGCCGUGGAAUGAAGUUUGAAAAUGUUCAAACGUUAACAGAUGCCAUUUCAGACAUCAUCACUGAUGUGAAGUGGUGCUGGGUGGACCAAGCUGGUGUGAUUUGUAAGCAGGAAGGAAUUUUCCGGGUUAACUGUAUGGAUUGCCUAGAUCGAACCAAUGUUGUCCAAGCUGCUAUUGCCCGUGUAGUUAUGGAACAGCAGUUGAAAAAGUUGGGUGUGAUGCCACCAGAACAACCAUUGCCAGUGAAAUGCAAUCGAAUCUACCAGAUCAUAUGGGCUAACAAUGGUGAUGCCAUAAGCAGACAGUAUGCUGGAACAGCAGCUUUAAAGGGUGACUUCACGAGGACUGGUGAAAGGAAGCUAGCAGGAGUUAUGAAAGAUGGAGUUAACUCUGCAAAUAGAUACUACUUAAACCGCUUCAGGGAUGCUUAUAGGCAGGCAGUCAUAGAUUUAAUGCAGGGUAUUCCUGUGACAGAGGAUCUAUAUUCCAUAUUUACAAAAGAGAAAGAACACGAAGCCCUGCACAAGGAAAACAUGAGAAGUCAUCAGGAACUGAUUAGCCAGUUAUUGCAAAGUUACAUGAAGUUGCUUUUACCAGAUGAUGAAAAAUUCCAUGGCGGCUGGGCACUUAUUGACUGUGACCCAAGCCUCAUUGAUGCUACUCAUAAAGAUGUGGAUGUUCUUCUUCUGCUUUCUAAUUCUGCCUACUAUGUAGCCUAUUAUGAUGAUGAAGUAGAUAAAGUAAAUCAGUACCAAAGGCUGAGCCUUGAAGAUUUGGAGAGGAUAGAAAUAGGACCUGAACCAACUCUCUUUGGGAAGCCCAAGUUCUCAUGCAUGAGGCUCCAUUAUAAAUACAGAGACACAAGUGGAUAUUUCCAUACCCUUAGAGCUGUGAUGCGCAACCCUGAAGAGGAUGGAAAAGAUACUCUUCAGUGCAUUGCAGAGAUGCUGAGAAUCACAAAACAAGCCAUGGACUUAGAUGUGCCCAUUAUUGAGAAAAAACUGGAGAGGAAGAGCAGUAAACCCCACGAGGACAUCAUUGGUAUUAGAACCCAGAACAGAGGCUCCUUGUCUCAGGGGAAGAACUACUUAAUGAGCAAGUUCUCAUCUCUUAAUCAGAAAGUGAAACAAACCAAAUCCAAUGUAAACAUCAGCAACCUUAGAAAGCUGGGGAACUUUACAAAGCCUGAUAUGAAAGUCAACUUCUUAAAGCCCAAUCUGAAAGUUAAUCUUUGGAAAUCUGACAGUAGUCUUGAAACCAUGGAAAAUCCCCUGGCAGAUACUAAAGUCAACAUGGAAUCAGACAUUGAGAUUUCCUCAGAUAACGACUCAUUCCAUUCAGAUGACUUUCUUACAAAUUCUAAAUCCGAUGAUGACCAGCAGUUCAUGGACUCCUUAGAGAAUGUGGAUUACGUCCUACCUAGUUGUGGUAUCAUUGCUGCUGCUCCUCGUCUAGGCAGUCGUUCCCAGUCUAUAAACAGCAGUGACAUCAACAUUAGCAUCCCAGUUCCUUCAGAAAUCCAUGUUGCACAGUAUGGAAACCAACCUAACAAGUCUGAACCUGAAGGCAAAGCAUCUGAGGAAAUUCCUUCCACUGACAAUGCAGCAGCGGAGUUCACUAAGCCAAUUGAUGCUUAUUGCCACAGAUUUGUACAGGACGCUCACAUUAAGAUGACCAGUGUUUCAGAAAUGGAGAUUGGUUCUCAAGAAUCCCAGCAAGAAGCAGAUCAUGUUAGCAAUAAUACUCCUAACAAAACAGAACCUUCUUUGGGAAGAACUAAUGAGGCUCCUUCUAGGCCAUCAAAACUCGAUGUACCAUUUUCAGAAACGGGAUCACAGUUCUUAAAGGUUGAACAGACUAAUUCUUCUAGGUGCCUAAAUAGCCCAGGCUCUUCAUCUAGUGUUCUUGAUGUUGAGCCAGGAUUUCAUAUGACUCCUUCACCAGCAGAAAGUAACGGCAGUAGGGCAGUCUCACCCUUUGCAAAGAUCCGCAGCUCCAUGGUCCAGGUGGCUAAUAUUACACAAGCUGGUUUGACCCAAGGGAUCAACUUUGCUGUUGCUAAAGUGCAGAAGAGCCCAGUUGAACCAGAAUCUGUAAAUGAAAUUCAACCAAAUGAACUGAGAGAGAUGUUUACACAGUGUCAGACGCGAAUAAUUCAGAUCUAGAGCUCAGCUCUAAUAUCCAGUUGUACAUAUUGCUAAACAAAAGGUUUAUAACAUUACCCCUGGAGAGGAGGGGCAAACUGCCACUGAGUAUUGGUAUAAAAAUGCCAAUAACUAUGUUUACAGAAAGGUUUGAGAGAAGUUAAGUGGGUUCUGAACAGGUUUCGGAAUUAUCCUCUGGUAGCUGAGCUGGUGAAGGUUAACCGUAUUAAGCAGGUAGCUCAUACACAGGUGUCCGAUGUGCAUGCUGUUAGUCUGAGUGAUCAGUUGCACAAUUAACUCUCUGAGACCCGUUUUCAUAGGUCUUCUGAUUUAUGUAGAGUAUUUAUAGUGAGGGGCUGGUACUGAACACCUGUUACCUUAUUAAUCUUGCACUGUACCAGUGAAUAUUUUACUCACAAGAUGACAUCCUAUUUAUUUUUCAGACUAAGUUUUUUAUUUAAUUUUUAAAAUUUGUGUUCCUUGAUCUAGUUGCAUUUUUAAGGAAGGGGGGUCCCUGCAAAGGGAGGAUUUAAAUAUGUAUGCCUAAGAGUUUACUGUCCUUCCUUCUCUAACAAUUCCUUGCUUCCUCCUACCUCUGUUAAUAGCUAUGGUACUGUGGAGUAAUCUAAUAUAGUAAUAUGUAAAAUCUUGCAGGACAGCUGCUGAAAGGAGUUCCUUAUUAAUAUAUAUAUAUAAAAAUCCUUAAAAAUCUUAGUGUGUCGGGAAGGUAUUGUGUGUCUUCUGUAUUGAACUGGCUCCUUGCUCCUUACCACUUUUUUCAAGGAAAAACAAAGGUCUUUAACUUCAAAAUGCAGAAUGUCAGAUAUGUGCUAUUGUGUUCAUAUGAGGAGAUAUUAUAUUGCUUAAACACAAGUGGGAAAGCGCCAAAUAUAACAAAGAAAAACCUAGAAAUCAUACUGCUAUUUAAAACCAGAUUAAAGUGUUUCAAAACAGUUAUAGUAGAUGUAAUCUCUUGAGACCAAUUCUGGCUUUAUCACAGCAUUGGCUGGAAUGAGGUUGCAUUUAAAUGUUUGCCUUGGGAAUCUGGUUCCAAAAGUCUAAGAGGUAAAUUCCUAUAGCUCAUGCUGUUGUUUCCCAGAGCAGUCUUGUGGCUGUUAUGUAGUAGAAUGUAGCAGCAGAAACAACAUUGGAAACUGCUAUCUUGUGCUUCAUAGCCUCAGUAGUCCUUAUUCUAGAGUCAGGGUCUCUGUAUGUUAGUACAUGUGUACUAUAGCUAGACUGCACGUACUGUUCUAAGCAGUUAACAAGUGUCAUAAUGGUAGUAUGUCUUUGAGUAUCUCUACUAUAACAGAAGUGAUCAUCAACUUAACCUGAUUGUCUUUUUUUUGUCUGAUACUUUUGAUACUGUUUCCAUUUUGUUAUUUAUUUCUUACUGCUGUAAUGUGUGUUCCUUUCUUGGAGUGUCCAUAUAAAUUUGUGAGUAUAUUUAAAAUAAAAUAGCGUUGUUUUAAUGUGGGAGACCUAUGGGAAAUAUUUUAAUAAAAAAUCA
Molecule: messenger RNA, 4917 nt
Organism: Elgaria multicarinata webbii
Lineage: Eukaryota; Metazoa; Chordata; Lepidosauria; Squamata; Anguidae
Gene: INPP5F
Product: inositol polyphosphate-5-phosphatase F
Exons: 20
Coding region: 24-3428 (1134 amino acids)
Biological process (GO): phosphatidylinositol dephosphorylation; regulation of endocytic recycling
Cellular component (GO): clathrin-coated endocytic vesicle; early endosome
Molecular function (GO): phosphatidylinositol-4-phosphate phosphatase activity
Source: RefSeq, a predicted model, not a curated record